AGGGGCUACAGUCCCAGUACAGUAGAACAGUCCUGUUCACCUCCUCAGUCUCUGUCCUGUUCAAACAUGGACACAUCAAUGUCAUGUGUGACCCGAGCAGACCUUGGUGUGAGAGCGGCUUAAAUACGAACACGCUGUGUCACGUCGCGCUGUACAAACACCUGCGAACAGGAACACGCAGGGACGCUGCUGCCCUCUGCCUCCAGCCUGACCGGCCGACUCCCCUAUUCUCUCCGAGGUGCUGCCCCAGCUGCUGUGGGACAUCACGGAGUAUUUCCGCGGUCCGGACGUCCUGUGCCGCAUGGUGAAGUACCUGCAGAUCGUGGGCAUGUUCGCCUCGUCCUACACCAUCGUGGCCAUGACCUUCGACCGGCACCAGGCCAUCUGUCACCCCAUGAUGGCCUACCGCAGCGGGGGGGCGGCGCGCUGGAACCCUCCCAUCACGGUGGCCUGGGUGCUGUCCCUCGUGCUCAGCCUGCCGCAGGUCUUCAUCUUCUCCAAGUCAGAGGUGGCGCCCGGCGUGUUCGAGUGCUGGGGCCACUUUGCAGAGCCCUGGGGCCUCAAGGCGUACGUCACCUGGAUGACGCUGGCGGUGCUCGUGGUGCCCACCGUCAUCAUCACCGUGUUCCAGGUGCGCAUCUUCCGCGAGAUCCACAACAACAUCUACCUGAAGUCGGAGAGGGUCUCCGCCGAGGUCAAGAAGAACCAGAUCGCCCUGCAGUUCCGGAACGGAGGCGGAGGGGGGGCGGGCAGCCACCCCCCCCACCACUCCCACCACUCCCACUCGGGCGUCUCCAAGGCGAUGUCGAAGACGGUGAGGAUGACGCUGGUGAUCGUGCUCGUCUACGCCAUCUGCUGGUCGCCCUUCUUCAUCGUCCAGCUCUGGGCCGCCUGGGACCCCAACCCCCCUAACCAAGGCGUGGCGUUCACCAUCCUCAUGUUGCUGGCCAGCCUGAACAGCUGCACCAACCCCUGGAUCUACACCGCCUUCUCCAGCAGUGUGUCCCGGGACCUCGGCCAGCUGCUCUGCUGCCGGCGCUGGGCCAAGCGGAGGAACUCCCUCCCGGACGACUCCAGCACCACGGCGUCCACCACCAUCAAGGAGACCGCGUACUGACUGGGUCGGGGAGCAGGCGGCACCGAGCCCCCCUGGAGCGCACGCAGAACCAGGGACCCCUGCGCGGGUCCCACCGCCGUCCGAGAGCCUUGCGCCGAGACAAACUGUGCACGUGCAGUAUGGGGAGACGCGGGCAGAGACCGCGCGCUGAGAGACGGAGACUCGCCGUCCACUAACUUCCACCCCACUGCGCACUGAAGGACAGGGAACGAGAGAGGACGUGCCCAGGGGCGCCAGCAAAACACGACUCAGUUAUCUUGUCUGAGCGUUCCGGAGUCGUAUGGCCGAUGCGCAGUUCGGUAGCAGCAUCUGCACCUGUUUGGGCAUGAGUACCCUGCACAGGUGAAAAUGCAUACAGAUUGCAAGUGGGAAGAAUGUUAGAAUAGAGGCGCUGUAGUCUCUGUGCUCAGAGACCUCUCUGCAAACCUGGGAUUUCUGAAGACUGACAGCAGCUACAGGGCAGAGGGACUUAGAAUGAGAUGUGUGAGAGGCAGAAUGGCACCAGAAGGGCAGGAGAGCUUGGCAAAUAAACACUUGUACUCCGGUCUUCAGUAACACUCAGAGUCCAAGAUUAUUGGAGGGGAAUUUAUCCUGCUUUUCUGCAAAUUGAGCAGUCACUGGGGAUGAAGGAGGAUCAGCUGCCCUCAGAGCAGGGUGCAAGGGAAAAAAGAGAAACGUCAUGUUGCAUGCGCCGAGUCCCACUUACUGCCAACUCUCCCUGCCGUCCCAGGAUUCCCUGCGAUUGUGGAUACCCCUUCCAGGGGCAGGGUAUGAGCAGGAUUUUAACCCUCAUGUCGAAACAUUCUGCCAUUGCAGAAGCCAAUGUUUGAACAAACUGUGAUCAAACUGUGAUGUGGUUCCACUUCAUCAUAAUAACGUCACGAAUCCC
This is a messenger RNA of Lepisosteus oculatus (spotted gar), 2006 nucleotides long. Lineage: Eukaryota; Metazoa; Chordata; Actinopteri; Semionotiformes; Lepisosteidae. The record is from RefSeq and is a predicted model, not a curated record.